AUGGCUAUCACCAACAUCGUCACUGCCACCCCCCCGCCACCACCACCAUCACCAUUGCCACAUCCACUGUCACCAUCUACACCGCCACAUCCACAGCCACCAACAUCAUCACCAUUGCAACUCCUACCGUCGUCACCCCUACCACAACCACAACCACAACCAUCGCCCGAGCCACCCCUAGCGCCACCACCUACACUACCACCACAGCCACCACCGCUACCACUCUCACCAUUACCACCACCCUAA
Molecule: messenger RNA, 246 nt
Organism: Prunus armeniaca (apricot)
Lineage: Eukaryota; Viridiplantae; Streptophyta; Magnoliopsida; Rosales; Rosaceae
Source: the annotation of a GenBank genome assembly